ACACACAUGCACCAACUCCAACUCCUUUUUCUUAUCUCUUGGAAAUGGAAACCAAAUCAGAAAAUGGCAACUUUCUUUUCUUACCCCUACUGGCUGAUGAUUAUGACAGAGCUGAGAAGGGAGUUGGAUCCGAUCGAGUCAUUAGCACGGGCGAAACUUCCUUUCUGAAAACAACUUUUCAUGGACUCAAUGCUCUAUCAGGAGUUGGGAUUUUAUCGACUCCAUAUGCGCUAUCGUCAGGAGGGUGGUUAAGCAUUAUACUUCUUCUCUUUAUUGCAUGUACGACCUUCUACACAUCCUUGUUGAUAAAGAGAUGUAUGGAUUUUGAUCCAACUAUUACAAGUUAUCCUGACAUUGGAGAUCGGGCAUUUGGAACUUCAGGAAGAAUAUUGGUUUCGGUUUUUAUGAAUCUAGAGCUUUACAUGGUUGCAACCGGUUUUUUAAUUAUUGCAGGGGAUAAUAUACAUAGUCUGUUACCAGACGUAAACUUUGAGUUUUGGGGACUCGAAGUUGGUGGGAAGCAAAGUUUUGUCAUAAUUGUUGCUCUCGUCAUAUUACCAACCGUAUUGCUCAAGAACAUGAGCAUCCUUGCUUAUGUAUCAGCCUCUGCAGUUCUAGCUACUCUCGUGAUUAUUGGUUCAAUAUUCUGGGCAGCAACGUAUGAUGGUAUUGACUUUCAUAAAAGUGGACUACUUGUGAACUGGGGAGGAAUCCCUCUAUCUUUUAGCUUAUAUGCCUUCUGCUACUGUGCCCAUCCUGUUUUUCCAACUUUGUACACUUCAAUGAAGAAACCAAAGCAUUUUUCUAAGGUAAUGCUUCUGUGUUUUAUGUUCUCUACCGUAACCUAUGCAUCAAUAGCAGUUCUGGGGUACUCAAUGUUUGGCUCGGAUGUGGAAUCACAGAUUACCUUGAACCUUCAAACUGAAAAGUUUAGCUCAAGAUUGGGUAUAUACACUACCUUGAUCAAUCCAAUAGCCAAGUAUGCAUUAAUGAUGACACCAAUUAUUAAUAGAUUCGAGGAACAUUUGCAGUAUUGCUGUAAUAAAAAAUCAUUGAGCUACUUGACCAGGACUAUAUUAGUGAUAAGCAGUGUCAUUGUGGCCCUGACCAUACCCUUUUUUGGGUAUCUUAUGUCGCUAGUUGGAGCAUUUCUUAGUGUAACGACUUCAAUUUUGCUACCAUGUUCGUGCUACUUGAAGAUUACAGGCACUCACAGGAAGCUUAAUUUUGAGCUGGUCAUAAUAGGUUUUACAAUAGUAAUUGGGAUCAUAAUCUUUGUUACUGGUACAUACACAUCCAUGGCAGACAUAAUACGCCACAUGUAAUUGUGUAUUUUACUAUAUUUUAUGGUCAGUUCUACAGGUUUCA
Molecule: messenger RNA, 1368 nt
Organism: Capsicum annuum
Lineage: Eukaryota; Viridiplantae; Streptophyta; Magnoliopsida; Solanales; Solanaceae
Product: amino acid transporter AVT1J
Exons: 3
Coding region: 45-1325 (426 amino acids)
Cellular component (GO): plasma membrane
Source: RefSeq, a predicted model, not a curated record